CAACUCUCAUCAUUGCUGUCAACCAGGUCAGAAAAAAUGCCAAAGUUCAUAAGAUGAACUUCUCAGAAUAUUUGCUACGUGGUAUGGACCCCAAUGUAAAUGUUGUGUUGCUGGAGGACUUUGCUGCAGUUCUGGGUGUUGGAAUCGCUGGGACCUGCAUCAGUGUCUCAGCCUGGACUGGGUCUUCUUUCGCUGAUGCUCUUGGCUCUGCAUUGAUUGGGACACUCUUGGGAGCAGUUGCCGCAUUCAUUGUGCACCAGAAUGCAAUACAGCUUGUUGGCAGAUCAAUCCCUCAAGACGAGAGACAAGACAUUAGCCAGCUGCUAGAGACUGACAGAAUGAUCAGAUCUCUCCAUGAUAUUAAAGCCACUGAAAUGGGAGGUGUGGUUCGCUUCAAAGCCGAGGUUGAUUUUGAUGGCAGAGAAAUUACUAGAGCAUAUCUUUAUAAACAGGAUUUGGAUCUCCUGUUACUUGAGGCUCAAAAUUUGAAAACUGUAGAGGAGUUGGAACAGUUUAUGCUGAACCAUGGGGAAAAAAUUAUUGAUGCUCUUGGGGCAGAGGUGGAUAGAAUUGAGAAGUUACUCAAGGCCAAGCACCCAGAGAUUCGACAUGUUGAUCUUGAAGCAUUAUAA
Molecule: messenger RNA, 632 nt
Organism: Candidula unifasciata
Lineage: Eukaryota; Metazoa; Mollusca; Gastropoda; Stylommatophora; Geomitridae
Source: the annotation of a GenBank genome assembly